Messenger RNA from Mytilus californianus (California mussel), 1918 nucleotides. RefSeq names its product transcription intermediary factor 1-beta-like. Lineage: Eukaryota; Metazoa; Mollusca; Bivalvia; Mytilida; Mytilidae. The coding region runs from base 71 to 1249 and encodes 392 amino acids. The record is from RefSeq and is a predicted model, not a curated record. The transcript is spliced from 2 exons. Gene Ontology annotation, molecular function: zinc ion binding.
UACCUAUUACUGACCUUCAGUAUUGAUAAUGUCUUUUGGACAUUAAACUUCCUUGCUAUACAAGCAGGUUAUGGCGGCAUCAAGUGGAACACUUUGUGACGUAUGUGAUUCUCAGCACUUAACGAUAGACGCCAUCUUCUGGUGCCUGGAAUGUGACGAAGGUUUGUGUACAACAUGCCUAAAGUAUCACAAUGCUUCCAAGUUGUCGAAAAAUCACGAGGUCAUCAGUGUCGACAACUACAAGCAGCUUCCGUCAUUUAUGACCAGCGUCCAACAAUACUGUUCCGACCACGACAAAAAAUACCAGCUUUACUGUUUACAACACGAAAUUCCAUGUUGCACGCAUUGUGUUUCAGCAAUACAUAAAAAAUGCGACUUAACGGCACUCGAUGAAAUUGUUAAAACUUCCAAAACAUCCGCCUUAUUUGACAAUUUGGAACACAGUCUGAACGACUUAAAAGAAAAUAUAAAAAGGAUAACAAAAGAUAGAGUACAAAAUUUAUCAAAAGUUCAUCAGAGCAGAGAGAAAAUACAGUCUGAAAUAAAGACGAUGCGCGACAAAAUAGAUAAACAUCUCGACCGUAUCGAGCAAAAGAUACUACAGGAUUUGGGCGAUGUGGAAAAGGGAGUUAACUCAGAGAUACAGCACAUUCAUAAUAAACUCCUAGAACAUACUAAAACCGUAGAAGAUCUAGAGGUACAUAUUUCUGCUAUAAAGAAGUAUGCAUCUGACCUCCAGAUUUUUGUUGGAAUGAAGAAGGUUGAGACGGAUAUUGAACAUGCAGAAAAGUUCGUGAUGUCAUUGUUGGAAGAUGGUAGUCUACAACAGGUUGAUAUCGACUUUAAAAUGGAUCACAAACUGUUCGACAUAUUGUCCAUUAAAGGGUAUGGUAAUAUAUCCCGUACUACGAGUUCCUCAGCAGUUGUCAUGAAAACCGAGAAAAAUAAACAAGCCCAGUACUUGGUCGCCCCUUCUAGAGCAACAAGAACAAUUAAUGAUAUUAACAUUUCUUCACAUAGGAAGGUUAAAAUUACUAAAAAUAAUAAAUACAGUUUAUUCACAGGUUGUACUAUCAGACCGACAGGUCAGAUAGUUCUUGUUGAUUGGAACUAUGCUGAUAUCUUUAUCUUUAACGAGAGCGAAUCAUUAGAAUGUACAAUAAAAGUAUCACGAGGGCCUGUAGAUGUGACUUGUAUUGAUGAGAAAACAAUAGCAAUUUCCCAUGAUAGGCAUCCUUUACACAAUUGAAAUAAUGAACUUAUCUUCUAAACAAAUACAGAAACAAAUCAAAACUUCAAAGUCUUGUCGUGGUAUAACAAAUAUACCAGGAAGGCUAAUAUAUUGCACAAACAUGACAGGUAUUCAGUCAGUAGAUUUUUCAGGUGAUAAUGCGUCCAUUAUAGUAAAGGAACCAGAGAUGUUUGAUUGUUAUGUUACAGCGUCUGAAUGUAAACUGUAUUAUACAAAUUCUGCUACAAACACCGUCACAUGUUACAACAUCACAGGAGAGAAGGUUUGGGAAUACAACGAUACAUCAGUUUUGAAGGAUGUAUAUGGUGUUACUACUGACACGAACGACAAUGUUUACGUUGCAUCCUCUGGAAAUAAUAGUAUCGUCGUUAUUUCUCCUGAUGGAAAACAUGCAAGACGUCUUAUAGGAGAAGAGGAUGGCUUAGAUCGACCGCUUGGUGUUUACCUAGACAAAACCAGGAACAAUCUGCUUAUAUCGUGUUAUGGAGACGUUCAUAUGUAUAAGGUGUCAUGAGAAAACGUACACUUUUCGAUUUUUAAACAUUAAUAGUGUACUUUCAUGUCUGCUUACUAGUUGCAAAUUCUUUUCUAAGGGUCAUAUAUAUACCAAAGCCUAUAACAAAAAAAUUGAGAAAUUUAUUUUAGAAUUAAAAAUCAUUUUAUUCA